UUUUUGGCACUAAUGAACGAAUAAUAACACGACCUGAAAACUUGGGGUUCCAAAAAUUUCUUCAAAUAAUACAACAACGGCCAUAAUUGCGUUGUCAUCAUCCUUCAUUUGUUUCUCACCUUCCUCUUCUUACUUUCACCGGUUCAGACGAGACAUGCGUAACGCGCCGAUCAAUUAACCAACAAAAACCGGCAAUUCGCGUUACGUUCAUUGCUCUCUCUGAAUCCUCAACCCCAUAUUCAUACUCAUCGUUAUAUUUAUUGUUUUAAUUUUUAAAUCAGAACAAUGGAUCCAAACGCUAGCCCGAGGAAGAUGCGAAUCCUUAAAUACGUUAUGACAAGGAUUCCGAGCUUCAAACGCAGGCAAUUGCAGGAGCUAGAGAACGAAAGACUACUCCGGCCAUCUGCAUUACCAGAAACAUAUACCGAAUUAUCGCAACGUGAAUCGUAUACUGAGCUGGCUGAACGGGUGGCUCGUUUAACAGAUGACGAUAUUCUGGCUAACAUUCGUGCUGUGGUUGUGGAGGUUUCGCAGAUCAGAUCGGUUAUUCAAACGCUUGGUGACCGUCCGGACCCGGAAACUGUUGAGCUCGCUAGGUCGCGGUAUGCGGAAGCCGAGUCCCCGUUUGCGGUUCAGUUUGAUGGAAUUACGUUGUCGGAACAGGAGAUGGAGGUGGUGGAGAAGAGGAGGACAGCAGCGAAGAGAGAGAUGCAGAUGUACAGGGCUCUGAUCUCGUUGGAGGAGAUGCAUGAAUCAUACAGCAAGUUGUUGGUUGUGGCAGAGAGAAGACUCCAUAAGCUUUACGAUACAGCUAAAGCGGCUGGAAAGUUAACGGCGGUUGAUAAGAAGGUUUCUUCUAUGCUUCCAACUAUCGCGGAGGAGGUGAAGGAGGAGAUGGGUGACAUUCUUCAUGAUGCAUUGAUGAACGGUGUUGAACGAAUUGAUUUAUCCUACCGUCAAUUGCCAUUUGUUCCUGAAGCCUUCGGGAAGCUUCGUACAUUGGUUUCUCUCAACCUGUCUGCCAAUAAACUUACGGCGCUGCCGGAUUCACUUGCUGGACUUGAGAGUCUCGAGGAGCUUGAUGUUUCUACGAAUCUCUUUGAGUCGCUACCAGAUGCCAUCGGCUCGUUGCCACAUUUGCAGAUUCUAAAUGUCUCUAGCAACAAACUCAGUUCGUUGCCUCAUGGCAUCUGUAAAUGCAGAUCAUUAUUAGAAUUUGAUGCCAGUCUCAAUCAGAUUAAACGCCUUCCCUCCAAGGUUGGUUAUGGGCUGGUGAAUCUAAAGAAGCUUUUGAUGCCUUUGAACAAGUUGCGGUCUCUUCCUAACUCGAUUGGCGAAAUGAUAUCUCUUCAAAUCCUUGAUGUUCACUUCAAUGAGCUAAAAGGCCUGCCACCUUCAAUAGGAAUGCUAAAAAAGCUUGAAGUUCUUAAUGUAAGCAGCAACUUUAACGACCUCACAUGUCUCCCCGAAACAAUCGGGAAUUUAACGCGCCUUAGAGAGCUUGACAUAUGUAACAAUCAAAUACAACAGCUGCCCAUUACAUUCGGACGCCUGGUGAACUUAGCUAUACUGUCUGUGGAACAUAAUCCGUUGGUGGUUCCGCCACAAGAAGUGGUGGAGGAGGGUGUCGAAGCGGUGAAGGUGUAUAUGAGCAAGAGGUUGUAUGAUUUAAUAGUUGAAGAAGAGAAAAUGAUGGUGUUGGAACGCGAAGAACAGGCGCAGGCUGGUUGGUUUAUGUCUGUGUUUUUUGGGCCUGCUUCGGGCCCGGGUUCAACGUACCCUUACCUCACUCAUCGACUAUGAUCGUCGUCGAUGGUCGAUCAUCCAGCUACGCUAGUUUGAAUUGAAUUGGGUAUUCUAAUCUUCAGCAAAAACCAAACCUAUAAAUAUGUAUGUAGACAGACUUUUGCAACCUACAUUCGGAUCAGGCUUAGUGUUUUGGUUUAGGCGUAGUGCGGCCCGACCCAUUGGGCCUGAUCCAUACAUGCUAACAUAGAUCAUACACUUAUAUAUCAUCAUCGGAGGGUGGUUUCAGAUAGGCCUGAACAUCCCUUCCAACGGGUUAUCUUCAUGUUGUAGUUCUAGAUAAGGCUCGGAAAAAUGUUAGAUUUGAUCUACACCGUUCCAAGACCCGACCCGACAAUUGUUACUUCAAGAAUGUAUGUAGUGGUAUGUCAUAUAUAUGUAACAUGCUAAUUUUAUUCCAUACAUUUUAUGUAAAUAAGUUGGGCUCGUUGUGUUUUCC
This is a messenger RNA of Helianthus annuus (common sunflower), 2245 nucleotides long. Its product is annotated as plant intracellular Ras-group-related LRR protein 1. Bases 286 to 1803 code for a protein of 505 amino acids. Lineage: Eukaryota; Viridiplantae; Streptophyta; Magnoliopsida; Asterales; Asteraceae. The record is from RefSeq and is a predicted model, not a curated record. The transcript is spliced from 4 exons. Gene Ontology annotation, molecular function: protein binding.